Molecule: messenger RNA, 949 nt
Organism: Anastrepha obliqua
Lineage: Eukaryota; Metazoa; Arthropoda; Insecta; Diptera; Tephritidae
Product: trypsin-3-like
Exons: 1
Coding region: 131-943 (270 amino acids)
Biological process (GO): proteolysis
Molecular function (GO): serine-type endopeptidase activity
Source: RefSeq, a predicted model, not a curated record
GAGCAAACUUCCGCCACGGCCAUAUGUUCACAAAGUUUCCGCGAGGCAGUCCAAAUUAACAAUUUGAAACUCGCGGUUUCUUGUGUCGGUUUCUUGCAAAUUUGCAUUUUUUGUUCUUCAAAAUUUUCCAAUGUUUAAACUCCGAUGCCUAUUAGCAAUAACAAUCGCUGCUUGUGCUCUAUCAUGGAUCCAGGGCGUAAACGCUUUUUCGGGCUUAGAUCUUGCGCGCAUAGUGGGUGGCUCAUCGGCUCGGAACAUUGAUGUACCAUAUAUCGUAUCGCUGAGGUUUUAUAAUACACACUUUUGUGGCGGUUCAAUCAUCAACGAACGCACCGUACUUACGGCAGCUCAUUGUCUGCGAGGCCUCGAUUUUAGUAAUGUGCGUGUGCAUGCGGGCACAAAGACACGAUCUACAAAAGAGGGUGUUUUGGUUGACGUUUUGGCUGUACAUUACGAUCGUCGCUUCAACAGCGAUACCAUGGACUAUGAUAUUGGUCUGGUGCGUUUGGCUAGUGCACUGACUUUUAGCUUGCGCAUACAGCCAAUUGCUUUGCCCACAGAAGGCGAAUUGGUUUUGGAUGGUGACGUAGCUUUGGUGGCAGGAUGGGGAUUUACAACGCCUAAGGGACGUGCAGCCUACGCAUUGCAAUACGCUCGUGUGCCAAUUGUCAAUCAAGCUUUGUGUAAUCAGCAGCUGAAUGGUUAUGUGACGGAUCGAAUGAUUUGCGCUGGCUAUGCUAAAGGUGGCAUCGAUGCAUGUCAAAUGGACUCAGGUGGUCCGCUUGUGGUGGACGAGAAACUCGUGGGUAUUGUGUCGUGGGGAUAUGGAUGUGCGCAGCCAAAUAAGCCUGGCGUUUACUCGCGCGUCGCAGAGUUGAUAACCUGGGUAGAGAGAACAUUGGCAGAUAAUUAUGCGGAUAGCAUUCCAAGGGACAAGAAAUAAAGACAU